This is a messenger RNA of Gambusia affinis (western mosquitofish), 8981 nucleotides long. Its product is annotated as piezo-type mechanosensitive ion channel component 2. The transcript has 54 exons. The record is from RefSeq and is a predicted model, not a curated record. Bases 1 to 7914 code for a protein of 2637 amino acids. Lineage: Eukaryota; Metazoa; Chordata; Actinopteri; Cyprinodontiformes; Poeciliidae.
AUGGUAGGCUACACUGAAGAGGCAGACGGCGCUGAAGAGACGCGGGGUGGGGCCACACGGCGCUCAUUGAACCCUGGGAAGGAAGGACCGAGAGAGGCGGAGAAGAGAGGCCGCUGCGCUUCGUCACAUGGCCGGGGCGCGGAGCUGCGUCAGCGGCACGGCCCAAGGGUCAGCGGCCUGAAGCGGAUUUACAUCCAAACAGCGGCUUCUUCUUUUCGCUAUAAUGGCCUCUCUGUGGUGUACUUUGUGUUUCUGCUCACCGUACCACUGCUGCCGAACCCGAACCUGGUCUCCCUAAAAGGUAAAACGGGCCAGUUUAUUCGGUUAAUAAUCUACGUUAGCGUAACCUUCCUGACCCUUCAAUGCUUCAUGCAGAUCCCCUUCAGCUACUUCCCUCCACAUGGCAUCGUACUGCCUUCCCUCACCUCAGGAGUGUACUUUGGGGUGUUUUUAGGACUGGUAUGGUGGUGGAUAUUCAGUCGCUCCAUUAGCAUGCUGCUUUUCAGCUCCCUGUGUGUGAUGAUGGCCAUCUUCAGCGGAGGACACCUGCUGGCUCUGUACCUCUACCAGCUGCCCCUGUCCCAGCAGCUCAUCCCACCAGAUGAUGUUUACGCGAGGUUGUUUGGUAUGACGGGAGUUAUCCGAACCAACAGUUCAAUGCCCCACAGUCUUGGUCUGCAUCCACACGUCUGCUGGCCUGACUUUGUCAACCCCUUCGUCCUUCUGCUGCUCUACUACACGCUGGUGGCUCUGAUGCACAAAUGGGUCCAGAUCACAGAGGAGGACUGUGACGAUGAUACUGCUGAUGUUGACAAAUCUGACAGCCCAUUAGAAAGCCCUGAAGUUCCUCCGAGCUUUUCCAGAGUCAUCUACAUCACAGGAGACAGGCAAGAGCUCUUGAGCAGCACAGAUGAAGAAACCUAUCUGCCUGACGAGUCAAUGGUUUUGAUGACUAAAGGUUCCUGGCAGAACGUCCACAGCAACAAUCUUGGGUGUCUGGUGGAGGAAGCCGGAUACGUAAACUGUUACUCUCCGUCUCUUCACGAAGACAGCGACUCUCCUCUGCCUGAGGCAGAAAAUGACGAAGGGAUGGCGGACAAGAGUGAGGAAGUCUCCAGGAGUCUGACAGAGACCUCGCCUGCUCCUUCAGGCCCCAGUGGCCUCGUUGUCUUCGGGCAUCUGCUGCAGAAACACAGCUACGUUAGCGCCCUCGUCAUCAUGAUGGUGUGGAGUAUAACUUACAACAACUGGCUGACCUUCGCCCUGCUGGUGUGGUCCUGCUUCAUCUGGAUGAUGCGAGAUCGCCGGCGGUACGCCAUGAUGUCCGCCCCUUUCCUUGCCGCCUACGGCACUGUCCUGGUGGUGCUGGGCUUCCUGAGCGGGCUGCGUUUGAGCCGAGCCGAGCUGUAUCCAGGGCUGCCCCCAGCAGUGAUAGUGGACUUUGACCUGAGCAGCUACCAUCCUGCACCUGGUGUCCACCUGGGAGCCAAGGUCUUCUACACCUUCAGCUUCUGGGUGAUGUUUCGCCAGCAGCUGAAGGAAAGAAAGGAGGAACAGAUCAUGAAGAAGGAAUCUCUUGAAGACAUUACAGCCGUCCCACCGGAGGAAAGCCCGCCGUCACCUCUGGUAGGGAUGCUGAUCUCAGGGGUCAAAGGGCUUCUCAUCAAAUACUGGAUCCUGUUUUGCUGCUCCAUGUUCUUCAUAGUAAGCUUCUCUGGAAAGGUGGUUGUGUACAAAAUCCUCUACAUCGUCCUCUUCCUCCUGUGUGUGGUUCUAUACCAGAUGCGGUACGAUAUUUGGCGUCGGGUUCUGAAGACGUUCUGGGCGGUGGUGGUGGGUUACUCCAUGCUGGUGCUGAUAGCCAUCUACAUGUAUCAGUUUCGGAGUGUUUCUGCCCUGUUCAGACAGAUCAUGGGCAUGUCAGAGGAAGGACUCCGUGACCUGGGUCUGGAGAGGUACAGCACAGUGGAGCUGUUUGCUCGUAUUCUGCUCCCUGCUGUCUUCCUGCUGGCUUGUAUCCUCCAGCUGCAUUACUUCAACUCUGACUUCCUCGCUCUAACUGACCUGGAGAACGUACCUGUUCGGGAGACUAGCAGACAGGAAGAACUCAAGAAUUCAGUCAAUAUGAUUGCAGACUUUAUUAAAGAAAACAUUGAAAAGUUACAGAAAAGGCUUGUCAAGGAGCAGACAGAUAAUAGUAGAAGUCAGGAAACUCUGGACGACAUCGGAGUCCAGACACCCUCUGAGAAAGCAGAGGGUGUCUGGACUGCAGAGGAGCAGCAGGAGGCAGCAGACGAAGAAACUGUGCCAACCAGCCCGGAGGACAAGUGGGUCACGAUCGUGGACCGGGCGAGCCUGCUCAUUAUCCAGGCGGUGUCUUCACUCCGCCGGGUCCAGGAGCUGAGCUGGAGACUCAUGGAGCUCCACAGCCUGAAAAUCGUGUCUUCUGGCAUCAUCUGGGUGUCACUUCAAGAGGUUUCCCUGAUGAACUUCCUGUUCCUGGUCCUGUGGGUGUUUGCGCUUCCGUUCCCACGACUGCGCCCGCUGGCCUCCAGCAUCUCGGCGGUGUGGGCCUGCGUCAUGGUGGUCUGCAAGAUGUUUUACCAGCUCAAAGUGAUCAAACCUCUGGAUUACUCCUCCAACUGCACCGCCGGCUUACUGGCCUCCAAUAGUUCUGGGCUGGACGAUGGAGCAGAUUUGAGGGGAAACCUGAUGGAGCUGCUCCGGCGGUCCGUUCUCUACGUCGAACCUGUUGACCCGGUCUACUGGUGCGGAGCUCUGCAGAAGUGCGAGGGGAGAAUCCUGCCCUGCCUCAGGAACCAUUUGAUGGUACUCGGGUUGCUUGUUUUCGAGGCGACUGUCCAUCGCCACCAGCUCUACUUUCGUCUCCGUAACGACCUGAAGCCUCCUCCCUUCAGCAUCAUCUUCCAGUUCAUCACAAGGCAGCAGCUGGACCACGGCGUCCUGCCCUGCGCCAAAUACUUCAUCAACUUUGGCUUCUACAAAUUUGGACUGGAGAUCAGUUUGAUCAUUGCGGUGAACGUGAUCGGUCAGAGGAUGGACUUCUACGCUUUGCUUCACUCCGGCGCUUUGAUGGCCGUGUUGUCUCGCCGCCGCAGGAAGGCCAUAGGAGAGGUUUGGCCCAAAUACUGCUGCUUUACAGCCGGGCUCAUGGUGUUCCAGUAUCUGCUCUGCAUCGGCAUCCCUCCUGCUCUCUGCGUCGAUUACCCCUGGAGAACUGCAGCUCACCCUUUGACCUCUAACGUCAUAAAGUGGUUUUACCUGCCAGACUUUGCAAUGAGACCCAAUCCUUCCUUUAUCUUCUACGACCACCUUCUGCUGCUCUGCUCGUCUCUGCAGUGGCAGGUUUUUGUGGAGGAGAACCGAGCCGCCGUGCGACUUCUGGCUGGAGACAACGUGGAGAUCAGCCGCAAUUUGGAUCCGUGUUCCUUCAACCAGUUCGUACCAGUCAACAACUUCCUUCACUGCAGGUCCUACCUGGACAUGGUGAAGGUGUUUGUUUUCAGCUACUUCUUCUGGCUGGUCCUCUGCCUCAUCUUCAUCACAGGCACCACGCGGAUCAACAUCUUCUGCCUCGGCUACCUGGUGGCCUGUUUUUACUUCAUGCUGUUUGGCGGCAGCGUCCUGAUGCAGCCUGUCAGAUACAUUCUUCGCCUGUGGGACUGGCUCAUCGCCUACACCUGCUUCGUGAUCGCCAUGAAGAACCUCCUGUCUCUUGGCGCUUGUGCGUAUCUGGACAGCCUGUUGAAGAACAGCUGCUGGUUAAUUCAGGCCUUCAGCAUGUUCUGCACCAUCAAAGGCUACGAUGUUCCUGAGCCUACUGAUGAGUGCGAGCUGCCAGAGGGCGAGGCCGGCAUUGUCUGGGAUGCGAUAUGCUUCACCGUGCUGCUGGCACAGAGGAGGGUCUUCCUCAGCUACUAUUUCCUCUACGUGGUGUCGGAUCUCAAGUCCGCUAAGAUAUUGGCAUCGAGGGGCGCUGAGCUGUUUGAGGCCAAAGUGAAAAAGCUGGUUGCAGCCAGAUUGGAGAUGGAGAAGAAAUCUGUCGAGGCACUCAAGAGACAGAUGGAGAAGAUUAAAUCCAAACAGAAGCCAACUCCUGCUGCGUCGGACAGAGCGGAACUGCCAGCAGAUCCGGAGCAGACGGCAUCAGGAGGUGAGGAGAACGAAAAGAAAGAUGCAGGAAAAUGGUGGAAGCCUUGGGUCUCUCGGCCUGGAGUGGAGAACAACUGUGGCUACCACCUGUUUGAGAGCGACAGCGAGGAAGAAGAAGAAGAAGUUACAGAGAUGAAAGACGGAGAGGAACCACCAAAGAAGAAAUCAGCUUUUCAGUGGGCGUAUAAUGCCUGGACUACCAGCUCCAAAUCGGCUCUGAAGGAUUUAAAUACAGAAAAGAAAAAUAUAAAGAAAGAGGAGAAGAAGAGGGCCAAGACAGAACUACGGAAGCAGCAGGGCAUCGACAGAGCCGAUUCCAGUGAGGAUGAACUCGAUGAAAACACUGUGGCGGAAGAGGGAGAAGAAGAAAGAGAAAACAUCCUGCAGCGUGUCCUGAACACGCUGAAGUUCAGCUGGCUGUUUCUGCAGUCCCUGCUUGACGAUUUGACGGACAGCCUGAAUGACUUCUGCAAAGACAGCCUGGACAUUUCCAAAGUGCUGCGACUGGAGCGAGCGUUGCUCAACCAGCAGCAAAAGAAGGGAAAAGAAGUGAGUCAGGAGAGCGUGAAGCAGUUUUACGAAACCUGGAUAUCCCGUCAAAACACGUUGUCAUCUGAGGAAGGUCUGGACGCGCUCUCUCCUCCUCCGACCCCGCCUCCGGUUCUCUCCUCACGUCACGUCUAUGAGAAACUAAAGAGCCAGGCCUCCAAAAUGUCCGCGGGCAGCAGCUUUGACAGCUGUAUGACAGAAGAGACGAUGCUGGGCUCCCGACAGCCAACGCAAGAGGAGCUGGAUGAGCCUCCGUUCUCCCCACCCGCUUCCCUGCUCCGACGGAGGCUGAUGAAAGACUACCAAGAAGAUGAUGACCAUCAGCACGACGACCCAAAGCAAGAUGAGGACGUCGAGAAGGACGAAGAGGUUAGUGAAAAAUCGGAUCAGGACCAAAAGGCAGAAGAUGGAGAUCAUCCAGACCUGGAGAAAGAUGAGUUGGAUGAAAAACCGCAGCAGAGAGAAGAGGGCGGAUACCCCAGAUAUGUGGAGUGUUCAUCAAUAAAUAACCAACAGAGUGAGGAAGAAAAAAGUCUCGCGUCUCCUGCACCUCUGACUCAGGAAACCAGGAACCUCACAGCCAGCGAGCUGCUGCUGAACAACAUGUUUGAAAACGAGGAGAUCUCAGAGUCCGAUAAGUUCUUCAAGAAGUUGCCGCGGCCAGUGAAGCUGCUCUUCGCUCUCUACAACACCAUGGUGUCCAAGUCAGAGAUGCUGUGCUACUUUGUCAUCAUCCUCAACCACAUCGUGUCGGCAUCGUUCCUCUCACUCAUCCUGCCCAUUCUGAUAUUCCUCUGGGCCAUGCUGUCAGUGCCGCGGCCGACCAAACGCUUCUGGAUGACGGCUAUAAUCUACACGGAGCUUACAGUCGUAGUCAAGUACUUUUUCCAGUUCGGUUUCUUCCCCUGGACCACGUCUGCUUACAGAGGAAUCAACGCAGACCGGCCCUUUGCCCUGCCAAACAUCAUCGGCGUGGAAAAGAAGGAUGGCUACGUCCUGUUCGACCUCAUCCAGCUGCUUGCUCUGUUCUUCCAUCGAUCUAUUCUGAAGUGCCACGGGCUGUGGGACAACAAGGAGGUGGAGAUGCCUGACUUCUUCAAGAAGCUGAAGAAGAAAGUGGACAAGAAGAAGAUGACCGGAGUGGAUAAGACGGGGUGCAAGGAGAAAUCGUUGCGCCGGCUGAAGUUCCUCCCCAUUCAGGCCUCCACCACCUCCAUCUUCUGCAGACAAAAGCAAAGUGAAUCUGAAGAAUCUGUUGAGGGGAAACCAAAGAGGCAGCGGAGCAAGAAGAAGAGGGCGCAGCGUCGCACCGCUCCUCUGUCCAGGAAGCAGAGGAUCAGACAGCAUAUCAGAGAGACGAUGCUGCAGGCCAAAACCGCCUGCAUAGAAGUAGCUCUUCACAUCUAUCUCCCCAUCAGGCAGUUCUUCUAUGACAUCAUCCACCCUGACUACAGCCCCGUGUGUGACGUCUACGCCCUCAUGUUUCUUAUUGAUGUCGUCAAUUUCAUCGUGACCAUAUAUGGAUACGGGGCCUUUGGGAAAUACUCUUCCUCAGUGGACAUCUCAGAGACUCUGUCAGAAGACCAGGUUCCCGAGGCCUUUCUGGUCAUGCUGCUCAUCCAGUUCGGCACCAUGAUUGUCGACCGCGCCCUGUACCUGAAGAAGUCUCUGCUGGGGAAGUGUGUUUUCCAGGUUGUGCUGGUGUUUGGCAUACACUUCUGGAUGUUCUUCAUCCUCCCCGGAGUCACAGAGAGGAGGUUCAACAGUAACCCGAUUGCUCAGCUUUGGUAUUUUGUGAAGUGCAUCUACUUUGGACUGUCUGCCUAUCAGAUCAAAUGCGGCUACCCAAACCGCAUCCUGGGCAACUUCCUCACCAAGAACUACAACUACCUCAACCUCUUUCUCUUUCAGGGCUUUCGGAUGGUCCCUUUCCUCACUGAGCUGAGGGCCGUGAUGGACUGGGUUUGGACCGACACCACUCUGUCUCUCUCCAGCUGGAUUUGUGUUGAAGACAUCUAUGCUAACAUAUUCAUCCUCAAAUGCUGGAGAGAGUCUGAGAAAAAAUUUCCACACCCUCCAGGACAGAAGAAGAAGAAAGUUGUCAAAUAUGGGAUGGGUGGCUUCAUAAUCUUUGCCCUGAUCAGCAUCAUCUGGUUCCCACUCCUCUUCAUGUCUCUGGUCCAGUCGGCGGUCGGAGUGACCAAUCAGCCGGUAGACGUCUCCAUCCAGCUCAGCAUUGCAGGAUACGAGCCUCUGUUCUCCAUGACCGCUCAGGAGCAGAACUUGGUCGCGUACACCGAAGCCGGAUUCAACCGACUCACAAAAGUUUACGCUACUCAUCCAGGUGCCAUGCAGUUCCUGAUGAAUUAUGAAGCCGAGGACAUUGUUGCCGCUAAAAUCAAGAGUGAUGCCAGUCUGCUUUGGACCAUCAGCCCAGCCAGUCGAGCAGCAAUGAUCGAGGAACUGAGCAACUCUUCUCACAUAUACAUGAGUUUACGCUGGACACUGCUCAGGAAUGCGUCCAUAUCAAUGAAUGUCGAGGCGGUGGGAGAACACACGGUGAAGUUUGACGACAUGGCGUUGAGGGACGGGAUUGUCCAAAUGCUCAAAGGCAACAGCAACAAACCUGUGAUGAUUCAUUCUCUUCUGCCAAAAUACAUACGAGGUCCCAAAGGACAAGAAUCUAAAAUGGCAACCAGGAUGUCAGUAGACUCAUCCGAGCGCUCGGACCUCCGUGGACUCGCCUUCUUCCGGCCCAUGUCCAUCAAGCUCCAGCAGGUCAACGGCACGUCAGACAAAGAGGCGGGCCAGUGGUGGGUGGUGGAGGAGUGCUCCUCGGUUCUCACCUCCAGCGAACAGAAAUGCCACAACAUAGAGAUUGUGGUGUUCAAUGACAAGGUCAGCCCUUCAAGUCUGGGCUUUCUGGCCGGACAUGGAAUUGUCGGCCUGUACAUGUCGGUGGUUCUGGUCAUCGGUAAGUUCGUCCGGGAGUUCUUCAACGGGAUCUCUCGCUCCAUCAUGUUUGAGGAGCUGCCCUGUGUGGACAGAGUCCUGAAGCUGUGCACGGACAUCUUCGUGGUGCGGGAGACCGGAGAGAUGGAGCUGGAGGAGACGCUGUUCGAGAAACUCAUCUUCCUCUACCGAUCGCCAGAGACCAUGAUCAAGAUGACCAGAGAGAAGAAAGACAGCUAGGACUCAGGACGCCCUCUCUCUGUUACUAGGGUCAAAAGUGCUCACUUUUUAGUGUCUUAGGGUAAAGCAAAAAGACAUUAGUUGUAGUAGUUAGUAAGGACCGCCAAGCACACUAUGCAGCAAGACUAUCCUUUCUUCAGAUUUUCCAACUUGAAAUAGCACUUAAUACAGAAAAGAAUGAUCUCAAAGUCCUUAAUAUUUUUUUCAUAAGGACUUCAAUCCUUUCCCAAAAAAGAGACUAAUUCAAAAUAUUGUAGUCUUGUACUGUGGGAUAUUCUUUGCUCUAAUAUUUAGGUCUUUGUUAAAUUUCAGCUGAACUUAUGUAGAAGUUUUUGAAGUAGGCUAAAGCAAAAAAACAAACAUGUUUUGUGUUUCAGUCUAUUAGUGUAACGGACAUAAACAUAGAUGAAUGUAGGCAGUGAUUGCUGCACUUAUCUUCCUGGUUCACACAAAAUUAAAUGUACAUGUUUUAUUUUAGUAAGAUUAAAAACGAUAAAAUAAAAUAAAGCAUUCCUUAUGUCCAGAUAACCUGAGUUGUAAUGGUACAUCUACACCAAUACAACUUCCAUGGAAUAAAAUUCUCCAGUUUGAAUGUUAAGAUUCAACUGAUUUUGCUGACAAAACUCAAACUAACAAACUGAUGCAAAGUGUGAACAAAGAUUUUUAAUUCUGACUUGAAACCUUCAAUAGCUGGAUUUUCCAAUUUCUUAAUUUUCUUCUCAUCCAUGCUUAAUAAAACUCUGGAGAAAGUUAGACCUACUGGAAGACCUACUAGUCACUGAUGUUACAGAACAAAUCGGACUUUAACCAUGCAGGAGGCAUUCACAGCAGAACCAAAUGUCUGAGGUAGCCACUUAGAAAUUACGUAUUUAACAAUUGUCUGUGCAACUUAAUAAUUGGUCAAGAGUUGCUGUCUACUGACAGUUUACUUUGCAGUGCAUGUGUGUCUGAUGGUUUUGGGUUCAGGAUUUGAUGGUAUUUAUUACAGAUCCCUUUAGUGUUAAAACUCCAAACUUGGACAAGUGAAUGUAUUAAAGCACUCAUGCCUCUGUAAAUACCACAUUUCU